Messenger RNA from Phytophthora nicotianae INRA-310, 1107 nucleotides. RefSeq lists its product as hypothetical. The record is from RefSeq and is a predicted model, not a curated record. Gene Ontology annotation, cellular component: endoplasmic reticulum; Golgi apparatus. The transcript has 2 exons. The coding region runs from base 87 to 995 and encodes 302 amino acids. Gene Ontology annotation, biological process: peptidyl-L-cysteine S-palmitoylation; protein targeting to membrane. Lineage: Eukaryota; Oomycota; Peronosporomycetes; Peronosporales; Peronosporaceae. Gene Ontology annotation, molecular function: protein-cysteine S-palmitoyltransferase activity.
GGACACCUUUUGAUUGGAUUUUAUCUUUGCCACUCGCCGCAAAUAGGUUUGCUCAAGUGCUGGUCAAAGAAGAAAGCCCACCAAUAAUGGCCGAGACACCGACCCAGCAGAGUCCAAUACGUCCGUCUGCAAUGGGUCAAUCGCCACGCAGCAGCAGCAACUCAGUGCAGCGGCAAAACGGCUUCGAGCGACCGUUCUCGCGCGACCAGGUGAUCUCUUGGAUCGGCCACUCGCUCUCGGCGCUGUGUUUCUUCAUCGGAGCGACAGGCAUCUACUUGUGCACAGGCGAAGGAGGCGUGGAGGAAGAACACACCAGUACUACUGUCACCACACUGACGCUCGUGACUAUUGGACUGCAUGUAGUGAACUCAAUGAUCCUCGUGACAGCCUGGAGAUCCUGCGAGACUAUCGACCCUGCUGCACCAGUGGAAGACUCGCUGCCCAAUGGCUGGUGCGGCGUGCGACUGAAUGGCCCACGAUGGGAGAAAACUCGGUACUGCGCACUAUGUCGGAAGCCGGUGCCUGGACUCGACCACCACUGCACAUGGCUACAGACGUGUAUCGGCAAGAAUAACUACGCCCAAUUUUUUACAGUGGCUUGUACAGGCACACUGCAAUUCGUGCUACAGGUGGCGUACGCAGCGCUGAGUCUUCUAUGGCUUCACUACCACCCACUAGAUGACGCAGGAGGGUUCGGCUACGUAGUGGAAGGCUGCUUGAUCGUGUGCUUGAUGAUCUCCGUCCCGUGCAUGUUCAUGUACUUCGUUCUAGUGGGUUUCCACGUUUGGCUCAUGAUACUGGGCUACGGCACGUACGAGUGGAUGCUACGACGUCGCAAGCAGCAACGCGCCAAGUUGGAAGCCAAGAAGAAGAAAACCGGCAGCAACGACGAGAUGAGCUCCACCAGCACCGUGUCAGUAGAAAGUAGCCACACAGUCGUCAAAGUGGACGAUGUCAAACUCGAAGAACGGGACCGAGAGCUCACUGUCCUGUAAUCCCUCGAUCAACUGUACCAAUAAAUAGUGAAUCCAACAAAUAGGAAGCAAAUGCUACCCCCGCUCAGUAUGAGAGCAGCAAGGAAUACUCCCUCUCUCUAUUGUAUGAUGC